ACCUGGCGGACUGUGACGGGCAGCUGAACCGCACCGCGAGUACGCCGUGGUCGUCGACUAGCCGCGUCUCGCGGUUCGCGGCUUGGUUCGCGUCGCAUCCCGGCGUCGGCCAAGACUCGCCGCGCGCCUGGUCCGCCUGGUGCAUCCCAUCCUGUCAGUCUCAGUCUCGGCGGUCAGACCGAUGCGUCCCGCGGCGUAGCUCUGCGCUCCGCGCUCCGCCUAGCGCCGGGUGAUGGGCCGUCGACCGGAGCAGGAAGUCUCGCGCUCGCGGCCGCCCCGGGGUGUCGUCGGCGUCGUCUCGGUGUCUCGGAGAGGGGGUGGGGCGCAGCGGCAGCGGGCACAGGCGCCGCACAAGGAGCCAGGGGCCGAAAGCCGGCGCACUGCACGGAACAGCGGUGGUGCCGCCGUCGCGCCGGCCUCUGCGCGCUAUGCUUCAGGAUGACCCCCCUGAGAACGCCCCUGAUCCUGGCGGCACUCUUGGUGGCACCCACGCUGUCACAACACCACGGACUGUUCUCGGGCGCCGUGCCCGGCGGCCGGCUGGUGUUCCCCAGGAAGGUGGUGGCGGGGGAGGCCCUGGACGACGAGGCCCUGGAGCACCACCACGGCCACGGCCACCAGCACCACCGGCAGCGCAGAGCGCGGAGACUCGCUCUGCAGCACGGCACCUGGCUGCCCGACGCCCACGAUGACCCUGCCGUGCAGUACGACGUGCUGCUGGACGGCGGGGCGCCGCGACGCCUGCUGCUGUGGCCCAGCACGUCCUUCCUGGCGCCGGCGCUGCGCGUGGACCGCGGCGUGGACCGCGGCCGGUACAAGCGCUCGCUGCCCUGGACGCCGCCUUCGACGCGGUCCUCGAGGCGCCGACGCAGCGUCACCACCUGCCACUACCGCGGCGUGGUCCAGGGCGACCCGCGCUCCAGCGUCGCCGUCUCAGCCUGCGGACAGGGGCUGGUAGGGUUCGUGAAGACCACCGGGGCGGACUACUGGCUGGAGCCCCUCGGGCCCAAGGCGGCCAACUCCUCGGCGCACGUGGUGUUCCAGCGCCGCGGGGGCGGCGGGCGCGGCCAGGACGCCGACGACGCGCGGCCAGGGCCUCGAGGACCGCGUCGACGGGGACCUCGGAGGAAGCCGCGGUCCAUCAGCAACGAGAAGCACGUGGAGGUGACCCUGGUGGCCGACCAGUCCAUGACGGCCUUCCACCAGGACGGCGACAUCGAGACGUACCUGCUCACCAUCAUGAACAUGGUCUCGGCCAUGUACCACGACCCCACCAUCGGGAACCUCAUCAACGUGGCCGUGGUCCGGAUCAUCCUGAUGGACGAGUGGGUGGCGCAGGACGAGCAGGACACGUUCAACUCGUCGGUGAACGCGGACCGGACGCUGGGCUCCUUCUGCCGCUGGGCCGCGCAGGUCAACCCGGCCGACGAGGCGGACCCCCACCACCACGACGUCGCCGUGCUCAUCACAAGGGUUGACAUCUGCGCGCGGCGCGACACGCCCUGCAACACGCUGGGGGUGGCCCACGUCGGCGGCAUGUGCACGCCGGACAGGUCGUGCUCCGUGAACCAGGACAACGGCAUCGUGCUGGCGCACACCAUCGCCCACGAGAUGGGCCACAACUUCGGCAUGGCGCACGACACCGAGACGUCCGGCUGCCCCCGGAAGGUGGACAACGUGCUGCACGUCAUGACCCCCACCUUCGAGGCGGACAACCACCGCAUGGCGUGGAGCCCCUGCAGCCGGCGCAGCAUCACCGCCUUCCUCGACGUCGGCAAGGGGGCGUGCCUGGACGACGCGCCCACCCUGGGCGGCUUCCAGUACCCCGACAUGCCGGCCGGCUCCAUGUACGACGUGGAGCACCAGUGCCGCCUGCAGUUCGGCACCGAGGAGGCCGGCGUCUGCCCCGCCGACUCGGAGGAGGUGUGCACGCGUUUGUGGUGCGAGGUGGAGGGCCAGUGCACCACACUGCUGCAGCCGGCGGCGCCGGGGACGGCCUGCGGCAAACACAAAUGGUGCCAGGACCAGCAGUGCACCGAGAUGGCGGAGCUGGCCGAGCCCGUGCCGGGCGGCUGGUCGUCGUGGGGCGAGUGGGGGCCCUGCUCGCGGUCCUGCGGCGCCGGAGUCUCCAUCCUGGAGCGCCGCUGCGACCACCCCACCCCCCGCCACGGCGGCGCCUACUGCCUGGGCGAGCGGCGUCGGUACCGCGUCUGCAACACGCAGCCGUGCCCCGAGGACGCGCCCUCGUUCCGCGCGGUGCAGUGCGCCGCCUACAACAACCGCACCUACCACGGCCACUACGCCAACUACACGUGGCUGCCGUACUUCGACGCGGACGAGCCGUGCGAGCUGUACUGCUCCGACUCCGAGGACACCGUCAUCGUGCCGUGGGGCGGCGCCGUGGCGGACGGCACGCCCUGCAACGUGGGCCGCAGGGACAUGUGCAUCGGCCGGGUCUGCCGGAAAGUGGGCUGCGACUGGACGGUGGACUCGGACGCGGUGGAGGACCGGUGCGGCGUGUGCCGGGGGGACGGCAGCCAGUGCGACACGGUGUCCGGCACCUACAGCAGGCCCGACGGCUACGGCUACAUCGAGGCCUUCCAGGUGCCGCCCGGCGCGCGCAACGUGCUCAUCGCGGAGGUGUCCGCGUCCAGGAACUUCAUCGGCAUCGGCAGUACGUCCAAGCCCGCCUUCUACCUCAACGGCCGCAGGAAGAUCACCCUGCCGGGGGAGUACGACGUGGGCGGCACGGCGGCGCUGUACGAGCGCGUCGGCGACCUGGAGACCGUGCGGAUCCCCGGGCCCCUCCGCGACGGCAUCCUCAUCUACGUCAUCUUCCGCGGGCGCGCGCGCAACCCGGGCCUCAAGUACCAGUACACUGUGCGGCGGCCGGGCACCGUCCUGCCGUCGCUGUCGUGGCGCUGGGCGGACUGGUCGGCCUGUUCCGCCACGUGCGGGGGAGGCCGGCAGGAGCUGCGCGCCGUGUGCGCCGCCUCCAUGGGGGCCCUGGGCCCCGAGGGGGCCUUCAACGCGGUCGCCGACAGCGAGUGCGAGGAGAUGGUCGGACCCAGACCGCCGGACCAGAACAGGACGUGCGCCAGCCACGCCUGCCCGGCGACGUGGUGGACGGGCCCCUGGCAGGUGUGCACUGCGACGUGCGGCGACGCGGUGGGGCGACGCCGGUCGGUGCUCUGCGUCGUCCGCGGCCGCCAGGACAUGGCGCUGCCGGACGCGGAGUGCGACCCGGACACGCGGCCCGACGAGCAAGAGCGGUGUCGCGACGUGCCGCCCUGCCCGUCGCCCUCGCCGCCGACCGCCAACGACACCACAGCCGGGGACCUGUUCCCGGUGACGCUGUCCCGGCCGUCGGCGGCAGGCCACCAGGACGACGUCCUGGAGCUCGACGGCGGCCUCGACCUGGACCUGGACAACCUGGCGGACGACGAGCGCGAGUACCUGGUCAACUACACCACGUUCUUCCAGGGCCCGCUGCCCGCCCUGAGUCGCCGCGGCCUUGGGGGCGGCGGCCACCGUCAGUGA
Messenger RNA from Thrips palmi, 3540 nucleotides. RefSeq names its product A disintegrin and metalloproteinase with thrombospondin motifs 7-like. The record is from RefSeq and is a predicted model, not a curated record. Gene Ontology annotation, cellular component: extracellular matrix. Gene Ontology annotation, molecular function: metalloendopeptidase activity. Bases 439 to 3540 code for a protein of 1033 amino acids. NCBI's taxonomy places the organism in Eukaryota, Metazoa, Arthropoda, Insecta, Thysanoptera, Thripidae. Gene Ontology annotation, biological process: proteolysis; extracellular matrix organization. The transcript has 20 exons.